Caenorhabditis remanei is the source of this 1311-nucleotide messenger RNA. RefSeq lists its product as uncharacterized. Gene Ontology annotation, molecular function: sequence-specific DNA binding; zinc ion binding; DNA-binding transcription factor activity. The record is from RefSeq and is a predicted model, not a curated record. Lineage: Eukaryota; Metazoa; Nematoda; Chromadorea; Rhabditida; Rhabditidae. Gene Ontology annotation, biological process: regulation of DNA-templated transcription. Bases 1 to 1311 code for a protein of 436 amino acids. The transcript has 6 exons.
AUGCUCAUUUCCAAUUCACUCUCCUCAACUUCAUCGGAUUCUUCGAUCGCCUCUCCAUUUUCUUGCCAAGUCUGUGGAAAACUCGGAGCUGGGAAACAUCUUGGAGCAUACACAUGCCGCGCGUGUGCCACGUUUUUUAGAAGAUACAGUGGCACAAAGAAAUUGAAGCCUUGUAAGAAGAAGAAUGAUUGCGAUUUUAUGAGAAAUGGGUACUUUAACUGCAAGAAGUGCAGACUACAGCGUUGUUUCGAUAUUGGAAUGAAAAGUGAGUUCGAGAAAUCAAUCGAUCUUAUUGAUAGUGCUAAAAUGUUUAUUUCGGCAGAUACGAACCCAGUUCUACCAGUUGUAAAGUUCACCGCGACUAGGUCUCCAAGUCCGUUGCUCAUCAUCCCCCCGACGAUGGAUACAUUCCUCGGUAGAUCAAACUUGAUAAUAUUUUGUGCCCCAAAAGAAAAUAGCGACAUGAACUACAAACAGUUUAUAGAUGUACGAUUUCUCGUUGACAGUGCUGUGAACGUGUUGACAUCAGGCCUAGAAACUCCAGUUUUUGCAUCAAAUUCUUUAGAAAAACUUGCUUUGGGACUUGGAAAUAUUCAUAACUCCCCUGCGAAAUUUCAAACAAAAUUUAUUGAGAAAAUAGGAAAAGAAGAGUUUUUGGCAUUAUGGCAGGAUGACAUGCUGAAAAUUGCCAAAUGGCUGACUUACUUUGAUGAGUUCCAACAGCUGCCGCUGCAGUUGAAGAUUCAAAUCUUAAAAGGAAUCUGGAGAGUUUGGAGUCGAUUGGAUAGGCUGGUAACUACUAUGAUUGGAAGGAAACGAGAUAUUUGUCAAGACAAUAUGUUGAUGUUAGAUCUAGAGGACAAUCCAGUUGUUUUUAAUCUGAAAGAAGUAAAGAUUGAUUUGUCAUGGCAGUCGAGAUAUAAUGUGGAAGAGCUGAGAUUAUUUGGCUACAGUUAUCUCGACGAGAAGACAGAAGACUUAAUCCAAGAAAUGAUAAAUCUUGAACUCACUGACGUGGAACUCUCCUUCAUGAUGUGUCAAUUAUGCUUUUACUAUGUCGGUAAAAGGUUUCAAGGAGUAAUUCUAGACGUUGUCGAACGUCUUCAGGAGAUUCUCUCUAAUGAUCUACAUGAAUACUACACAAAUAACUCGAGAUCCCAAAAAUAUUCCGUAAGGAUAACAAGUAUGAUGAGGAUAAAUAAUGAGAUUCAGAAAGGAAUAUACGAGCGUCGAGCGAAAGCAGACUUGAUGAGAAUUUUCGAUGUGUUUUAUGUGGAAUAUUCAGAUACAGAGAUGUUUGUGGAUGCAUGA